AUGCUGGCUGAUGUGAUGAAGGAAAUGCCUCCUCUGAUAAAUGAAAACGACCUUCACAUUUCCCAACUGACGUUGAGUCUACUGACAACAAUCUCCAGAGGCCACAAACACUCAAUCUCCAACAUACAUUCUGACAUUCUGCCACAAAUUUUGGUCCUUGUACAGUCUCCUCUGCUCCAAGGGGGUGCUCUAAAUGCUGUGCUGGAGUUUUUCCGAGCACUUAUUGCUCUGAAUUUACCAAAGUUGGGAUUCAGGGAUUUAUUACAGAUGCUAAUCAUGCCAGUCUAUGACACCCGCCCUUCCAGUGGGUCCAUCCACAGACAGGCGUAUCACUCCAUAGCCAGAUGUGUUGCUGCCCUGACAGAAAUGAGCCCACUUGAGGCUUCCAGCAUUGUUUCCCAGUUUGUCAGCGACAUCAAGAACCCAAAGUCCACAGAGCAUAUUGUUCUGUUCUCUCUGUUAGCCCUCGGAGAGAUUGGCAAAAACAUCGACCUCAGUCCUCAUGGGGACAUUCAGAAUGUGAUUCUGGAGUGUUUCUCUUCGCCAAAUGAAGAGGUCAAGUCUGCAGCAUCUUAUGCAUUAGGGAAUGUCAGUGUUGGCAAUCUGCCAAAGUUUCUGCCAUUUGUCCUGCAGGAGAUUGAAAAUCAACCUAAGCGACAGUAUCUUCUGUUACAUUCACUGAAAGAGAUCAUCAAUUGUGAAUCCAGUUCAACUUCUGGCUUGGAAAUACUCAAGUCUUAUGUGAAAACCAUCUGGACUAUGCUGUUCCACAAUUGUGAGUGUCCAGAAGAAGGAACCCGCAACGUCGUCUCUGAAUGCAUGGGCAAGCUGACUCUCGUUGACCCCCAGAAUCUAAUAGGAAGUCUGCGGCAGCACCUGAACGACUCUUCCCCUCUGGCUCGGAGCACGGUGGUAACGGCAAUCAAAUUUACCAUAUCUGACCAGCCACAACCAAUCGACCCAUUACUUAAGAUGUGCAUUGGGGACUUCCUAAGCACCCUGCAGGAUGAAGACCUCACAGUUGCGACGCGUAGCCUUGGUCACAUUCAACUCGGCUGCUCACAACAAACCGUCGCUCAUCAGAGACUUGUUGGAGACUGUUUUACCACACUUGUAUAA
Molecule: messenger RNA, 1119 nt
Organism: Candidula unifasciata
Lineage: Eukaryota; Metazoa; Mollusca; Gastropoda; Stylommatophora; Geomitridae
Source: the annotation of a GenBank genome assembly